Messenger RNA from Drosophila erecta, 866 nucleotides. RefSeq lists its product as uncharacterized. Bases 16 to 858 code for a protein of 280 amino acids. The record is from RefSeq and is a predicted model, not a curated record. The transcript has 6 exons. Lineage: Eukaryota; Metazoa; Arthropoda; Insecta; Diptera; Drosophilidae.
GCCACAUUCAAUGGAAUGGCUCCUGUGCCCGCGGAGGGACUGCACCUGUCCAACCUGUCCGUCCCGCGCAUUAUCGACGUGGCCCAAAAGGCGAAACUCUUCUGCAGCUACGCGAUGGGCAAUCGGACGCUGAACUCUGUCAAAUGGUACAAGGAUGGCCUCGAGUUUUUCAGAUACUCGCCUCUAACACCGCCGACAACAAAUUGGUUCCCCGUCAAAGGUGUCACCAUCGCCGACGGUUCGCCGCAUUGCAAUCAAUUCAUCUGCAACGUGGAGCUGGAGAAGCUCAGUGCCCACUCCUCCGGACAGUACAGGUGCGAGGUGUCCGGCGAUGCGCCCGAGUUCAAGCUGAUCGAUCAGACGGCCAAUAUGACAGUCGGAGUGCUGCCCAAAUUCGAUCCGUUCAUUUCGGGCGUGCGACAUGUGUACAAAUAUCACGACUAUCUCGAUGCCAAUUGCAGUACGGAAUUGUCAAGUCCGAUGGCCAAGUUAACGUGGUAUAUUAAUAAUAAAACGGCACCUGGGCACAGUUUGCAGCCGCAAAUCAACGAAGUCUCACGCAACGUGGACGGCUUUCACCUGUUCGCCAGCCACCUGCAGUUGCGACUACACCUGGACGACCAGCGGUUCAUCAGCAAGAGCGAAAUGCUGGAGCUCCGGUGCACGGCGGACAUCAUGGGACUGGCAGCCGUCAGGAGGGAGAGCAAGGUGCGGGCUACCAUCCUGGCGCUCAAGGAUGCCGGCACCAAGCAGCGGCUCACCGAGAACGGAUCCUGCAUCACGGGCCAACCAGCUUCCCUGGCCGCCUGGCUCCUGAGCCUUGUCCACAUUCUGCGCUGGCAAAGCUCCCAGAGUUAGUGGCUGGC